CUUGCCCGGUAGUCAGUAGGCGCCGCCCACUACCACGUCAUCAGUCCGCGUCCACAACACACCGCCUCUGCUCACACCCUGAAGAUCAAACUGAGCCUCCUCUUUAAGAAGUCAUUCUGCUUGUAACCUGCAUGCUGGAAGGUCUGAGCUAUGCUGGCAAAAGCAGAGGAGAGGAAGCCACUGAAAGGGGGAGGAAAUAAGAGGAGACACCCUGGUGAAGAUGGAGAAGGAGGAGAGAGGAAGAGGAGGGGAGGAGAAGAAGAAGGAGAAAAGGGUCAGGCAGGCGGCGGAAGGCAGCGUCUGGACGCCUUGAGUGUGGGCUAUUUCCGCAGAGUCGGGGAGCGACUCAGCGAAGGCUUUGAAGAUAAUGAGGAGAGAGAGAUGUUUGUGGAGAAUGUCCUCACAGAAGUUAAAGGUAAAGCGACCCUGGUUGCGAUGGACCGGACUGGAAGCAUUACUCUGCAGCGGCUGCUCCCACUGUCCAGUCCUGACCAGGUGGGCGAGGUGCUGGCUGAACUGGGAGGAGAAUCGGGGGCCGAGUUUAAGACGGUUUCUUGCGACCGGUGCGGCGGCCAUGUGGUGGAAAGCGCCGUCAGACAGAUGUCCAAGUUGAUGGAGUCGUCACAGAAGGAGGCGCCCGCAGAAGAAGAGGAAGAGAGUUGUGGGGUGUUGGAGGCCCAGGUGUUGUCUUUAAGUCAUGUGGUGAGAGACAACAGCGCAGAGUUCAUCCAACAUGUUCAUGGCUCACACGUAGUCCGCACACUCUUGCAUGUGCUGGCAGGCUGUGUUGGACCGCCCCGCACUGAAACCCGUCCAGGUGCAAAAGAACGCAACGUUGUCCCCCAGCUGACAGAUUUUGAGAUUCCCACGUCUUUUUGGUACGAGCUGAAAAACCUUACGGAGACCUUGAUGGACAACGUGAAUUUAAGUGUGACAGAUGCUGCUGCCAGUGCAGUCUUCCAAACCAUGUUGACUGUGUGUCACAGAAAACGACCAAAGCUCUGCAAACAGCUCCUCAAACGCAUCAUGGAGUACCUGACAAGUCGCAGUGCCGCUCCAGGAGUUAGUCCACUUCUGGUCUUUCUCAAGGACCAGGCUUCCAGCCGCCUCAUUGAAACCAUCAUACAGCUGUCCCACAAGUCCCUUCUCCGUGACCUCUACAAGAACCACCUCAUGGGCCAGCUGGUGGACUUGGCCCUCCACCCCAUCGCCAAUUUCCCCGUACAGAGGCUGACUGCAGCCUCAGCCAAAUACAAAAUGUUCCUGAGGUUGUUUGAUGAGCUGAUCCAAGGCGUGGAGGCCAUCUUGGCCGCAGGUCACAUGGGUGUGAUUGUCCAGCUGGCGGAGAGCUGUGCAGAAGGCGAGGAAAGACAAGAAGAGCUGAUGAAGUGCCUCCUCCAUGCGUUCCACUGUGCUGAGCCUGGCUCUCGACACGUUAACUGCCUCCCUCUCUUCAUGUCCCUGAUCACCUAUGAGGUGUAUUACCACUCUGACACAGCAGAGGGCAACACACAGACGGAGGUCCCGCUGUCCUCCAUCUGUUACCACGGCUCCCGGCUGGUCCAGGCGCUGGCCAGGUUCAAGGAACGCUCACUCCUUCUCAGCAGCCUGCGUACUCUGACCCCCGCUGACCUCCUGACGCUGGCAUCUGACCCUGCAGGCAGCCACGUCCUCCAGGCCCUCAUCACCACAUCCAGCGACAAGGGAAGAGGCAAGAUCCUCAAGAGACUGGAGGGUCAGUAUGUGCACAUGGCCUGCUCCAGGUCUGGCAGCCGGGUGUUGGAAGCCAUUUGGAACAGCGCUUCAGUCAGUCACAGGCAGAGCAUCGCACAGGACCUAGUGGGGAGUGAAAGCCAGCUGAGGUCAGAUCAGUUUGCUCGUCAUGUAUGGGCCAAAUUUGCCCUCUCCCACUUCAUCCGAAGAAAAGCCCACUGGCAGGAAAUACAGACUGGCGAGUCUAAGAAACGGAAGCUCUUCAGUGACAUUCUUGAGUGAAAAAUACUUACUUGAAUUAUCUGUUAGUAUUUUUUACUUUGUAAUUGAAUAAAAAAAUAAUAAUAAAGAAGAAAAUAUUCUUCA
Molecule: messenger RNA, 2079 nt
Organism: Dicentrarchus labrax (European seabass)
Lineage: Eukaryota; Metazoa; Chordata; Actinopteri; Moronidae
Product: nucleolar protein 9
Exons: 12
Coding region: 151-1995 (614 amino acids)
Biological process (GO): endonucleolytic cleavage to generate mature 5'-end of SSU-rRNA from (SSU-rRNA, 5.8S rRNA, LSU-rRNA); endonucleolytic cleavage in ITS1 to separate SSU-rRNA from 5.8S rRNA and LSU-rRNA from tricistronic rRNA transcript (SSU-rRNA, 5.8S rRNA, LSU-rRNA); ribosomal small subunit export from nucleus
Cellular component (GO): preribosome, small subunit precursor; nucleolus; 90S preribosome
Molecular function (GO): RNA binding
Source: RefSeq, a predicted model, not a curated record